Molecule: messenger RNA, 1253 nt
Organism: Exserohilum turcica Et28A
Lineage: Eukaryota; Fungi; Ascomycota; Dothideomycetes; Pleosporales; Pleosporaceae
Exons: 3
Coding region: 42-1097 (351 amino acids)
Biological process (GO): nucleophagy; autophagy of mitochondrion; autophagosome assembly
Cellular component (GO): cytosol; cytoplasmic ubiquitin ligase complex
Molecular function (GO): Atg8-family ligase activity
Source: RefSeq, a predicted model, not a curated record
CGACAACACGCCCAGACAAAGCACCCGCCCCAGCUCUCGCCAUGGCCUACAACUUUGUCAGGUCGUACAUAGACACUUUCCGCGAGCGCACCGCCGCCAUCAGCCACACAUCGACCUUCCGCGAGACGGGCCAGAUAACACCAGAGGAGUUUGUGCUCGCCGGCGACUUUCUUGUCUUCAAGUUCCCUUCUUGGCAGUGGGCUGAUGCCUCGUCGCCCUCGAAACGCGUCUCAUACCUGCCCGAGGGGAAGCAGUUCUUGGUAACGCGCGGCGUGCCCUGCCACCGACGGCUCGACGACAACUUUGCCGGAGAGGCUGGCCAGGAUGAAACCAUAGUCAGAGACGGCUUCGCUGCUGGAGAGGGCGCAACCGACGACGACGGCUGGCUGCGCACCGGCGGCAUGGCAGCUAGCCAGGAGGCCAAGGUCCGCGACGUGCGGACCGUGGACGAGAGCGGCAACCUCGGCGCAGCAGAAGACGACGACGAGAUACCCGACAUGGAGGAUAUCGAAGACGAUGACGAGGCCAUCAUCAGGGACCCGCAGGCCGAGUCAAACACCCAAGCUCCUCUGCGCACAUAUACUCUCUACAUCACAUACUCGGCGCACUACCGGACUCCGCGAUUAUAUCUCUCUGGCUACGGCUCCACCUCUGUCCCGCUAAAGCCCCAAGAGAUGAUGGAGGACAUUGUGGGAGACUACAAAGACAAGACAGUCACUAUCGAGGACUUUCCCUUCUUUGAGAACCCUCUCAAGACUGCCUCGGUGCAUCCUUGCAAACACGCGUCGGUGAUGAAAGUGCUGCUCGACCGCGCCGACGCUGCGUUGAAGCUGCGGCUCACCAAACUCAAGGCUGGCAAAGACGUGAGCAAGCUCGAUAGCGGCAUGGAGGCGCUCGUCGACGACACGCGGUUACUGAAACUAACUGAGCAAGCCAAGAGCAAGGAUGGCGAAGAGGCCAAGGACGACUGGGAAGUGUUGAGCGAGGGUGACGACGACGAAGUAGCUAUUAGAGUGGAUCAGUACCUGGUCGUCUUCCUGAAAUUCAUGGCCAGUGUCACACCAGGUAUAGAACACGACUUCACCAUGGGGGUCUGAUUGUUGUCAGUCUUUUUUUGGCACAGGGAUUGGCGUUUUGUGGCAUCAUUAUCAUCAUAGGGUUGGCAAUCUGCUGAACAGGCGUAGCGAUAGAUGUGGAAGGGUAUAACGUAGCAAUAUCAAUGAUCGAACUUUCUUCUUGUAUUUUGAAAGAAC